AUGGGAGAUAAUUUCCUUAGAGGCUCUACACCAAUAAGUAUCUUUAACAUUUCAUCGUUGCAAUAUAUUAACAUUGCUCAGGGCAACCUAUCUGGUACACUCCCAGCAAAUAUUUGCUCUCCUCAUAACCAACUUGAAGAGUGGAUUGAUCCACUAGGGCUUGGGAAUUUAACCAUGCUUCGGAAGCUAUAUGUUGGAUAUAAUGAGUUGACCGGUGUAAUUCCACAAGAGAUCGAAAAUCUUUACAACUUGGAGUAUCUUUAUUUUGGUGUCAAUAGCUUAAGCGGUUCCAUUCAACCAAGAAUUUUCAAUAUCUCAACAUUACUAAUGAUUUCAGUUUCAGAAAAUCAGCUUUCGGGCAAUCUGGAUAGGAAGCGUGGUGGAUUUGCAGAAGCUUCAAGGAUUGACUCAUUUCCGCAACAAAAUAUGAUCCUGGAUACUCUUUGUGAACUUCACAAUUUAAAGGGGUUGUUGUUGUCUCAUAAUCUAAUGAUAGGUGCCAUUCCAGAUUGCAAGGAUCUUCUGGAGUUGAAUCUAUCUUCAAAUUUUUUGAGUGGUCAUCUCCCUCGAGAAAUAGGGAAUCUGAAGGUUGCUCUUCUUAUUGAUCUAUCGGCGAAAAAGUUCUCAGGUAGCAUUCCAACCACAAUUGGAGAUUUACAAGGCUUGAUCAAUCUUUCCUUAGCACACAACACACAGCAAGGGUUUAUUCCUGAGUCAAUAGAUAAGCUGCUGAACUUGGAACGACUUGUUCUAAAUCACAACAAUCUUUCUAGUAAAAUUCCCAAUUCCUUGGAGACACUAAAUUAUCUCCCAUACUUUGAUGUUUCAUUCAAUGAUUUAAGUGGUGAAGUUCCCUCUAGUGGUCCUUUCAAAAACUUUCCAAGUUGA
Molecule: messenger RNA, 888 nt
Organism: Olea europaea var. sylvestris
Lineage: Eukaryota; Viridiplantae; Streptophyta; Magnoliopsida; Lamiales; Oleaceae
Product: probable LRR receptor-like serine/threonine-protein kinase At4g36180
Exons: 5
Coding region: 1-888 (295 amino acids)
Molecular function (GO): protein binding
Source: RefSeq, a predicted model, not a curated record